AUGACCUCGACCGGGCCGCCUGCCCUCAUGUCGCACCAGAGCUUCCAGAGCACCUACUCGAGCUACUCGCACAGCAGCGCGCGCGACACGCAGAGCACCCAGGCCACGAGCAACUCGACCCUCUUCAACCCCCCGCCCAGCUUCCCGACGUCGUCGACGCCCGUCAAUGGCGGCCCCGUGGAAGCCUCGGACAAUGUCCUCAACAAGCGGGCCGACAAGGACACCUCGCUCUUCCAGCGCUGCUUGACGCUGCAGAUGCGCCUGCGCGCCAUCGAGGGCUUUGACCGCUGGAUCGCCGAGGAGGAGAACAAGGCCGACGACGACGCUGACCCCGUAACGCUGCUAUGGCGCACCUUCCGGAGGGGCUACCCACUGAUGGAGCUGUACAACGCCCUGGGGCCCCGCACCCUGCUGAGCAUCCCCAGCACCAAGCAGGACGAGAAGACGCUCAAGAAGAACGAGAAGAUGGCCUGCUACAAGUUCAUCCAGAGCUGCGUUGCCGAGCUGGGCAUCCCCCAGGAGAGCUGCUUCAUUCUCGGCGACUUGUACGGUGACGACACAACCGGAUUUGUGAAAGUCACCAACGUGGUCAAUCGCGUGCUGGACGAGCUCGUGGCCCAGGGCAAGAUCACUGGCGUUGCCGCAUCUCUGGAGAAUGCCGGCGGCGUCGUCACCAAGCGCACCCAGCGCGAGCACAUCAUUGACGAGCUGGUCAAGACGGAGCGCACCUAUGUACAGCAUCUCGAGUUGUUGCAGGAGUUCAAGAAGCUGGUCGAGGAGAAGGGUGUCAUCAGCGGCGACCAAGUACACGACAUCUUCCUCAACUUGAACGCCCUCCUCGACUUCCAGCGCCGCUUCCUUAUUCGCGUCGAGCAGACAAACGCCCAGCACCCCGACGAACAAAACUGGGGAAACCUUUUUGUGCUCUACAAGGAUGCCUUCAAGGUCUACGAGCCGUAUAUCGCGAACCAGAAGAAGUGCGAGCAGAUUGCUAUGCGCGAGUUUGACAAACUAAAGGAGACGGGUGGACCUGCUGAGAUGCGACAGAUGGUCGAAUCGCCGACUCUGCUCGCGUCUUUCCUCCUAAAGCCCUUCCAACGACUUACCAAAUAUCCGCUACUACUUCGUGAACUCCAAAAGAAUGGCGACCUCGACGAAGGACGACGAGAAGACAUUGCACGCGGUAUCGAAGCAGCUUCCUCCGUGCUCGCAGGCACCAACGACGCCAUUGCGCGCGAAGAACGUGUCGAGGCGGUGGAGGAGCUCAAAACGCUUGUGGAAGACUGGAAGGGUCACCGGAUAGAAGGUUUCGGCGACCUUCUUCUACACGGCCAAUAUACUGUUUUGAAGGGCGAGAGCAUGAGCUCGAAGAAUGAAGAGCGAGAAUACAAGAUAUACCUCUUCGAGAUGAUCCUCCUCUGCUGCAAAGAGAUCAACGUCAACAAGCCAAAAAACAAAAUGUCCACUCGAUCCCUAGUCACCAAAGACGGAAAGCCGAAGUUGCAGCUAAAGGGCCGCAUCUUCAUGCAGAACGUCACAGAGACAAUCUCCCUGCAGAAGCCUGGCUCAUACACCUGCCAGAUUUUCUGGAAAGGCGAUCCUGGAAUCGAAAACUUCAUCAUCAAGUUUACCUCCGAAGAGACCAUGAAGAAAUGGGCCAUGCAGGUCGACACUCAACGCCGCGUCUGGAAGGACCAGGCACGAACAAGCGCCAGCACCACAGCGUCCAAGCCAUCAGACACUCAGUUUGCUUACAUGCGCGACCAAGUGCUAGAGAACCCGUACCAGGAAGACGACGAUGAGGAUGGUGACGAGGACAUCGAUCCCGUUACUGGCUAUCCCUACUCACGACAGAACACUUCCACCCCCUCGAUACGCUCGCGGUCAACCACUGGUGAAAGCGGCCCCUCCGAUGGAGGUUCAAGGGUAGCACCUCCACGCUUUCCUAUGGGCUACAACGGCCAGCCUCCACUAACUCUGCGCACCCAGCAAAUACAAGAUGCCGCCAACCAAGAAUCCUACUUCUCGCCCACGGCCGAGACGCCGAUGCAAACGCCAAUGUCAACCCACUCUAACGCACGAUCAAGCCAAUCAUCCAACGGCACCUUCCCCUUCCCACGUCAAGCACCACCAAAUGGAUACUCCCACGAAGAGAAUAACCGUCACACAGCCCCUGCUCAGUCACGUCACGGAUCUAGGGGGGAGAAUGUUCAGCAUCCACAAGGCCGUGCGAUGCAACGCCCAUCACUUCCGGCCAAUGCCACUCUUUCAGCUCAAGGUAGAUUGCGGGCAGCUAGUAGCCCCGAUAUCAACUCACAUCUCCAAGGACAAACUCGAAGAGCGCCGCCAUCACAGCCAGUACCAGAUGUGCCCCCUUUCCCUACCCACUACGCCUACAACGCAGCAAUUGUCAAUCGCAGUAACAGUAACUCGCCCAACAACCCACCGCCACGAGCUGCAACUCAGUCUCCGGCAAUCCAACGAGACCGUCUGAUACAGCAACGAACCGCUGCGGAGCUGGCCAACGCGAACAACGAGUACCACAACACUGCCAUGCGUCGCGAUCCCAACUAUCCCCCAAUGCGCACAAUGACGCCUGCAUCAUCGUUUGAGCGGAGUCAGGGCACUCUAACACCAGCAUCCAUGGACUCACGGAAUAUGUCGCCACCGCUUGGCCAAGACUCCAAUAUACCUACUCAACUCAAGGUCAAAGUCCAUUGCCCAUCUGCCGGUAGCUCCAUGGUCUUGGUCGUCAGCACAAAUAUCAGCUACCAGUCGCUCAAGGAUCGUAUCGACGCGAAACUUCAACGGUCGACGUCCGUAUCGCUUGGCUCCGGCCAAGUCAAGCUCAAGUAUCUGGACAGCGACAACACAUACGUAAGCAUCCAAUGUGAUGAUGACGUACAAGAGGCGUUCGAGAACUGGAAAGAACAGCAGAGCAAUCUUAACCCUGGCGGCGGACUAGGCGAGAUUGAACUUUUCUGUCAACGGUAA
Molecule: messenger RNA, 2994 nt
Organism: Alternaria atra
Lineage: Eukaryota; Fungi; Ascomycota; Dothideomycetes; Pleosporales; Pleosporaceae
Exons: 5
Coding region: 1-2994 (997 amino acids)
Biological process (GO): septin ring organization; establishment of cell polarity
Cellular component (GO): division septum; mating projection tip; cytoplasm
Molecular function (GO): guanyl-nucleotide exchange factor activity; protein binding
Source: RefSeq, a predicted model, not a curated record